AUAUAUAAAUCCCACAUGCAGCCUAAAUAAACCAAAACAAACAAAACCAAAACCAACCAAAAUCGAACCACCAAAAAUCCAGCCGCGCGCAGCAAACUACAUAUUUUUAGCCCCAAAUAACUAGUGAUGAAGCGCGCGGCCGCAAGUAUACUAGGCAGUCUGGUGAAGCUGCUACUGCUACUCCUGCCACUUUCGGCGAAUGCGGCAGUCUACAAAGUCGGAGACUCGGCUGGUUGGACUACCAUUGGUAAUGUCGACUAUAAGAAGUGGGCUGCAACUAAAACAUUCUCUCUCUCUGAUGUUAUUGUUUUUCAAUACAAUCCACAAUUUCACAACGUUAUGCAAGUGAAUCAUGCUGCGUACAAGGAAUGUAACGCAUCGUCCCCUAUAGCAACUCACACCACAGGAAACGACACCAUCACUGUUACUAGGCAUGGCCACUACUUCUUCCUUUGUGGUGUUCCUGGUCACUGUCAAGCGGGGCAGAAAGUUGACAUUCAUGUGCCGCGCACUACUACUUCUUCAUUGGCGCCAUCUCCUUCAUUCUCAGUUGCUUCCUCCCCUGCGAACCCUGUUGCUAGUGCCGUGUCUCCUGGUCCUUCAAGUGCUGCGCCGACUGUUACACCAUUGGAUCCACUAAAGGGCCUGCUCAGUAUAACUGCAGCUGCAUUUCUUGCAUUUUUGUUUAGUUCCGGCCAGUGUCUGAUGUAGUAGUAAUAAUCACUAAUACUUAAAAGCUGUGUUUGUGGUUUAGACUAUGGUUUUCUUAAAUGUGGAUAAGUGGCAAAGCUCUUAAAAGACAAUUGUAUUAGUAAGUGAUGGAAAAUUCAACGUUUUUGCACAAGAAUGACCA
Beta vulgaris subsp. vulgaris (sugar beet) is the source of this 853-nucleotide messenger RNA. RefSeq names its product mavicyanin. NCBI's taxonomy places the organism in Eukaryota, Viridiplantae, Streptophyta, Magnoliopsida, Caryophyllales, Amaranthaceae. Gene Ontology annotation, cellular component: plasma membrane. The transcript has 2 exons. Gene Ontology annotation, molecular function: electron transfer activity. Bases 127 to 711 code for a protein of 194 amino acids. The record is from RefSeq and is a predicted model, not a curated record.